CUGUUGUUUUUAGUUGAAAAGAAGACAAUGGGAGAAGCAGCGCGCAAGAAGGGAUGGUCCCUCCAAGGAAUGACUGCCUUAGUCACCGGCGGCACCAAAGGAAUUGGGCUUGCUACUGUGGAAGAGCUGGCUGGGUUUGGAGCGACCGUACACACAUGUGCCCGCAACAAAGUGGAGCUGGAUCAGUGCUUACAUAAAUGGAAAGAAUCAGGUUUCCAUGUGACGGGUUCUGUUUGUGAUGUAAAAGUGCGUGUAGCACGUGAGAAACUGAUGGAAGAGGUCUCCUCGUUAUUCCAGGGGAAGCUCAACAUUUUCAUAAGCAAUGCUGGAAUGUACAUCUGGAAACCAACGGUAGAUAUUACUGCUGAAGAAUUCUCAUUUGUAAUGGCCACAAACUUGGAAUCGGCAUACCAUUUAAGCCAACUCGCUCAUCCGCUUUUGAAAGCCUCGGGACAGGGAAACAUCGUUUUCAUAUCCUCGGUUGCUGGUUUGGUAGCUACAAUCGUCGGAUCCGUUUAUGCAGCGACUAAAGGAGCAUUGAAUCAGCUCACGAAGAAUCUGGCGUGCGAGUGGGCAAAAGACAAUAUACGGACUAAUAGUGUUGCACCUUGGAUAACAAAGACUCCCCUUGUGGCUGAUAUUCUGGCUAACAAGGAAAUGGUGGAAGAAAUGAUCUCUUAUACUCCCGCUAGACGCUUUGCCGAGCCCAACGAGGUUUCAUCUUUGGUGGCAUUCCUUUGCAUGCCGGUUGCUUCGUACAUCACUGGCCAAGUCAUAGCUAUCGAUGGAGGAUUCACUAUCAAUGGUUACUACCCAUCAAAAGACUAAUAUACAUCAGUCACAUAGAUCGAUGCAAGUGAUAAUAAAUGUUUCAUGAGUAUCGUGGGAUUAACCCAUGAUACUAGAAUAAGGACAGCUUUAGUGCUUGGUUAGAAUAACAGCAUCAUUGAUAAAUGAUGUUCGCCAAGUCUUUAUAUCUUAAUAUUUUAGAAUACUUAUUUUUCUCC
Molecule: messenger RNA, 1007 nt
Organism: Magnolia sinica
Lineage: Eukaryota; Viridiplantae; Streptophyta; Magnoliopsida; Magnoliales; Magnoliaceae
Product: tropinone reductase homolog At5g06060-like
Exons: 5
Coding region: 28-828 (266 amino acids)
Molecular function (GO): oxidoreductase activity
Source: RefSeq, a predicted model, not a curated record